Lucilia sericata (common green bottle fly) is the source of this 383-nucleotide messenger RNA. RefSeq lists its product as uncharacterized. The record is from RefSeq and is a predicted model, not a curated record. Gene Ontology annotation, biological process: monoatomic ion transmembrane transport. The transcript is spliced from 3 exons. Lineage: Eukaryota; Metazoa; Arthropoda; Insecta; Diptera; Calliphoridae. Bases 78 to 383 code for a protein of 101 amino acids.
UUAAAAUUAUAAUUUAACUUAAUUGCAAUAUUUAUUUAAAUUCCGGAAUUAUUUUAACAAAGAAAAAUUUAUUGCUUAUGGACAGUGCUAAAAGAUUAAAUCACCUCUCGUCUAUGGAUGAUGACAUGCGAAUGCUUAUUGGAAUAAUCGCAGAUGAGGAAACUACAAUUGGAUUUCUAUUGGCUGGUGUUGGAGAAUCAUUUGGUGUUUUAAAAAAGAAUCGCAGUUUUCUAAUGGUUACGGAAGUCAUGUCAGGAUUUAGAAAGGUUGAUGGAGUCAAUAUGGCUGAUGAGGAAGUUCGUGAAUUGCUUUGCAAUAGUGAGGGUAUUACUUAUGACAGUACGGACAUCAGUGACUCAGAUGACGAUGAAAAGCUCAUGUAA